CCUCCUUGACACGUAAUGGCGACAAAACACUUCCGGCCCCUGCUCCUCGGCCCCGUUCAUUUAUUAACUGUCAACUUCCGGUUGAUCCUUCUUUUCGGCAACGGCUACAAACUCGCCAACAUGCCACUCGCAAAGGACCUGUUGCACCCAACCUCCGAGGAGGAGAAGAGGAGUCACAAGAAGAAGCGUCUUGUACAGAGCCCUAACUCGUAUUUUAUGGAUGUCAAAUGUCCAGGAUGCUAUAAGAUCACGACAGUGUUCAGUCACGCCCAGACAGUCGUCCUGUGUGUCGGAUGCUCCACAGUACUGUGUCAACCUACAGGGGGUAAAGCACGCCUCACAGAAGGUCAAGUCGACUACAAAAUCCACAAUGCAAAGCUCUAUAGGCUAGCUAGGUGUCUACAAUCUCACCAUUUUCAACCUGCAGAUCGAUGUGCCUCAUCGUGGAGUCUGACAUUCACAGCAGCACCAUGCAAUGAAGAAGCAGACACAGGAGUAAUGUGUUUGACCCUCUGUUAAAUUACACAUUUCGAUGAUGCUCAUUCAGGAGAAAACAGCACUAGACUCUCAGCAAUGGAGCUUGUUGGACGAGAGACCCAAGGGAGGAGAGACGGGAUUGACCCCACAGUGACCCUGCUCAGGAAGUGACGACACGAGAGGAAAAGUGGAGAUGAAACUGAAGAGGAAAGAUGGUGUUGAGCUCUGCUUUGUGUACGUAGAGAGAGAACGUCCCCUGGCAUGAUGACAUCACUGUAACACCACUCCACUGGUCUUUCUCUCACUUCUUAAUAAAGUUUAGCUUUUUCGUUAAAGAA
Salvelinus sp. IW2-2015 is the source of this 815-nucleotide messenger RNA. NCBI's taxonomy places the organism in Eukaryota, Metazoa, Chordata, Actinopteri, Salmoniformes, Salmonidae. The record is from RefSeq and is a predicted model, not a curated record.